This is a messenger RNA of Daldinia loculata, 1092 nucleotides long. RefSeq lists its product as uncharacterized. The annotation marks the transcript as partial. NCBI's taxonomy places the organism in Eukaryota, Fungi, Ascomycota, Sordariomycetes, Xylariales, Hypoxylaceae. The transcript is spliced from 2 exons. The record is from RefSeq and is a predicted model, not a curated record.
UAUGACUCUUGACAAUCAAUCACGACUCGGGGCCCUCAACUUCGAACACAUGUCUUCCUACUCCAACCCUCCGCAUUUCACCAACCCCUGGGCCGCGGGCCCACCUAGCCAACACCAUGGCAGCCACGGCAUGUACUCGCAAGGGCUCAAUGCCAACUUGGGUGGCCUCGACUCUAUGGCCAAGCAGCACGCCGCCAGGACAGGCACCAGUGGUGCCUCAAUGGCAUCAUAUGGGAGCAUCCCGGUGACGGCAUCUUCAGCAGAUCUUUUAAAUUUAAACCGAAUGCAAACAACGUCAGCUGGAUACGGAGAGCCCGCGUACGCGACAGCGACGGCGGCCUCUCCGGUAAACGCGACGUACUCGGCGUCACCGAAUUCCUAUGAUAGCGUAUCCGGGUACGCGCCGGCACCAAUGCGCUCAACGUUCGCUCUCGCGCCAGAAGCCGACAACCGAAGGUAUUCCCAAUCGUCAAUUUCUUCACUGCCGAUGGUCGAUCAUGGCUCAGACGCAUCUCGUUCUCACCGGAAUUCGUUGGUUGACUUGCAUCACAGAGGUAUUCAGAAUGAUGAUCGAAGGAGCUUUGCGGAUGCUCUCGACGCUGGUCAAGGUAUGCUUGCGAUGAGCCAAGAGACCCCUAGGGCGAUAUACCCUCCCGGAAACCGAGGCAGGGGCUCCGCCGACUCAUAUGGUUUCCCUUCGACACAUUCGACGAAUUCAUCCAUCUCCUCGGCGAGCAAUUAUGGAAGUGGAUAUUAUGCGGGGUCGGUCGAUUCAUCUGUGAGCGAUUACUCGACGGCAGGCUCUGAUAUUGAGUCGGUCACUUCCCGGACGUUACCUCGACCGAAUCUAAUGACGCAGCCUCCCCCUGCCCCUCAAUCAAUGAUGGGACAGUUCAGUUCGAAGGUUUCAUCGAGUACGCAAAAGAAGCACAAGUGCAAAGUCUGCGAUAAGCGAUUUACCCGACCAAGCUCACUUCAGACGCAUAUGUAUAGCCAUACGGGCGAAAAGCGUGAGUAUUGAAACCUUUAGAUGUGCGAAGCCGAACCGAAAGCUGACAUGAAAGCAUAGCGUUCUGUUGCGAAGUUGAAGGU